Molecule: messenger RNA, 418 nt
Organism: Aspergillus saccharolyticus JOP 1030-1
Lineage: Eukaryota; Fungi; Ascomycota; Eurotiomycetes; Eurotiales; Aspergillaceae
Product: Zn(II)2Cys6 transcription factor domain-containing protein
Exons: 3
Biological process (GO): regulation of DNA-templated transcription
Molecular function (GO): zinc ion binding; DNA-binding transcription factor activity, RNA polymerase II-specific
Source: RefSeq, a predicted model, not a curated record
CGCACAUCAUGCGCGGAACUCCUCCGGUCAAGGCAGCAUGUAUGGCCUGCCGUGCAUCCAAAACCCGUUGCGAUGGAAAGAAUCCAUGCAGGCCGUGUGUGAGCAAAGGUCGCACCUGCUCCUAUCAGCCCAGUCGAAGAGGUGGUCCUCGCCGACGCGUUCGAACCGCGCAGCCGGUCUCAUUCCCUCAAACUCCGACUGUGGUGGAGUUCGCCCAACCCACCCCAUCUCUCACUGAGGACUCGGGCCCCUUGGUCGACGAUCCCGGUUUCUGGAACACCUUGGCUCUUCUGUCUCCCUACAAGAGGCUUCAGGAUGGGGACAGGAGUCCACAUGACCGCUUCGAUACACUCCAUGCAGGGACGAGCUGUGAGAUACAAGGGCCACUUCUGCGGGUUUAUGCUUCCGAGCAAGAUAU